Oncorhynchus masou masou (cherry salmon) is the source of this 1354-nucleotide messenger RNA. Its product is annotated as fibronectin type III domain-containing protein 4-like. Gene Ontology annotation, molecular function: protein binding. Gene Ontology annotation, cellular component: plasma membrane; extracellular region. NCBI's taxonomy places the organism in Eukaryota, Metazoa, Chordata, Actinopteri, Salmoniformes, Salmonidae. Bases 350 to 1111 code for a protein of 253 amino acids. The transcript has 9 exons. The record is from RefSeq and is a predicted model, not a curated record.
UGUUGUGCGUGCAAGAUGCAACAAACCGGGCAGUAGAUGAAAGAAAUAUUCGCGUGCCAGGGUGUCUCCUGGGACUCGCGGAAGAACACGCUGUCCGUAGGAUGCCCCGGAACCUCUCCUGCUAUGCAGGCAAAACGCAACAGCUGUUUGAGUCGGCUUAGAAGCAACGUCGCGGACGUGAACAUCGUUCACCGUCGGAUAUCGAGCUGUUUGUCCAUCGUGGACCACUGACCAGGAUCGAUUCAUAACCAUCAACAGCUGUGGGUGAGGGAAUUGGUUGCAAUGUGAUCUACUGGCGAAGGAGGAGGAGAGAGAGAGAGAGAGAGAGAGAGAGAGAGAGAGGGGGAACAUGCCUGCUGAUGUUGCUGUCUCAUUGAGCCUCGCUACCCUCCUGCUGACCACAUGGAACACACUGAUGGUGACAGCCACAGUGCCAGUGGCUCCAGUCAACGUAUCGGUAAGUCAGCUGAGAUCAGACUCCGCCCUCAUCAUCUGGAGUGUACCACAGGGAGACAUUGUCAUCGGAUACGUCAUCUCACAACAGAGGCAGGACGGGCUGAUGCAGCGCUCCAUUCGGGAGGUGAACUCGUCAAGUCGAGCGUGUGUGUUGUGGGACCUGGAUGAAGACACACACUACAGCGUACAGGUCCAGUCCAUAGGUCUUCAGGGAGACAGCCAGCCCAGUCACACUGUCCACUUCAGGACCCUGGAGAAGACUGAUCACUACCCUAUAGGAAGCAUAGACGAUGACCCGACCAUGGAAGGGAUGGAUCUGACACCUAACCUGCAGACUGGAGAACUACUCAUCGUCACCACUGUACUGCUACUCUGGGCCGCGGUAAUAGCUCUGUUCUGUCGUCAGUAUGACAUCAUCAAGGACAAUGACUACAAGGACAAACCCAAACGCCCCUCUGUUCGGACCGAACCAUCUUACUACAGCACCAGCGUCUCGGCUCAGAGCACGCCACUCUACUACAACGGGGGGGUGCAAGGCAGCAAGGACCUCCUCUUCCUCUUCCAUCAUCAGAGUGUGACAGGAUCUCCUCCUCCUCCAUCAUCAGACUGUGACAGAACCUCCUCCUCCUCCUCCUCUUCCAUCAUCAGAGUGUGACAGGAUCUCCUCCUCCUCCUCCAUCAUCAGUCUGUGACAGGAUCUCCUCCUCCUCUUCCUCCAUCAUCAGUCUGUGACAAAGCCUCCUCCUCCUCUUCCUCCAUCAUCAGUCUGUGACAGGAUCUCCUCCUCCUCUUCCUCCAUCAUCAGUCUGUGACAAAGCCUCCUCCUCCUCUUCCUCCAUCAUCAGUCUGUGACAGGACCUCCUCCUCCUCUUCCUCCAUCAUCAGUCUGUGACAGGAC